CUAUCAUCCCACCUUCUUGAGAAGAGUGCUUGGACUGCGGGGCACCUGCUUGAAGAUGCCCUUGAGGAACCGCAGCCUGCGUCCUGUCAAGAUUGGCGUGGCGUAUUCCGGUACAAUGGCUUUGAGUGGAACACAGCUCUCCAUUUUGCAAUUUACCGCCGCCGGGAGAGCUGUAUGCAUCCGUACGCUGCCAUACAUGGCAGCAAAGGGCAAGAGCUGUGAAUCGUCAUUUCCUGCCCUGGUGGAACCGACUUCCCAAAUGCCUUCGACUACGCCAUUUUCCGGCCCGCUGUCAAGAUGGAUCCUCUGACUCCCAGCUUGGUUUUCAACUUCUUUUGCAAUUUUCCAGCGGUUACGCCUUUGGUCAUAGGAGCAGAGAUGGGUCUACUUUUCCCUGCUCCUGGAAUUUAUCCCCCGCCAUAUAUAAUGGAGAGCUCCCUUCCACCUCUCCGACGAUCCUAUCUUUUUUCCCAAGCUCCAUAUUUUCUUGCUUUACUCUCUUGAAGCUUUUCUGAUAUCAUCCAAACCCUCCUUCCCAUACCAAUUUUCUACAGAGGGCGUAUCUACUCUUUUCAAUGGAACCUGUCGAGCGGAAGCCUGAGAUCGACUUCCAGAGCUAUCGGAAGAUGCCUCUUGGCCAGCAAAGGGAGCCCCAGCGACUGAGACCGACGCCCGCCGAUGAGCUGCAUGACCUGCUGUGCGUGGGUUUCGGUCCCGCCUCCUUAGCAAUCGCAAUUGCUCUGCACGACGCUCUCGACCCGUGCCUGAACAAAUGCGCUCCCACCUCUGGUUGGCAACCGAAGGUCGCUUUCCUGGAGCGCCAGAAACAGUUCGCCUGGCACUCGGGCAUGCUGGUUCCUGGCUCCCGGAUGCAGAUUUCCUUCAUCAAAGACCUUGCGACCCUCCGCGAUCCCCGCAGCAGCUUCACUUUCCUCAACUACCUCCACCGAAAGGACCGUCUGAUACACUUUACCAACCUGAGCACCUUCCUCCCUGCCCGCCUGGAGUUCGAAGACUACAUGCGGUGGUGUGCGCAGCAAUUCUCAGAUGUUGUGUCCUACGGUGAGGAGGUCAUCGAAGUGAUUCCGGGCAAGUCCAACCCGGAGAGCUCCGUGGUCGACUACUUCACCGUGCUUUCACGGAAUAUCGAAACCGGCGAGAUCUCGUCGAGAAGUGCACGCAAGGUCGUGCUUGCCCUCGGUGGUACUGCAAAGCUACCCGCUGAGCUUCCCCAAGACGCUAGAAUCAUGCACUCCUCCAAGUACUGCACCACGCUCCCGGCCUUGCUCAACAACAGCACCGAGCCCUACAACAUCGCGGUUCUUGGAAGUGGUCAGAGUGCCGCUGAGAUCUUCCACGACCUCCAAAAGCGGUAUCCCAACUCGAGGACAACCCUGAUCAUGAGGGACUCUGCUAUGAGACCUAGUGACGAUUCUCCUUUCGUCAACGAGGUCUUCAACCCCGAGCGAACCGAGAAAUUCUACAACCUCUCCGCUGAUGAGCGUCAGCGCUCCCUCCAAGCGGACAAGGCUACAAAUUAUAGCGUUGUCCGACUCGAGCUGAUCGAAGAGAUCUACCAAGACAUGUAUGUUCAGAGGGUCAAGAACCCCGACGAGACCCAAUGGCAGCACCGUAUCCUCCCGAGUCGCAAGAUCACACGCGUCGAGCAUUACGGACCGAAGAGACGGAUGCGACUUCACGUCAAGGCUGUGAAGGACGGUAACGAUAGCAUCGUCGGCGAUGGUAAGGAAAUCUUGGAGGUGGAUGCGCUCAUGGUUGCUACGGGCUACAACCGCAAUGCGCACGAGCAGCUUCUCAGCAAGGUGCAGCAGCUGCGACCGGCAGCGCAGGAUCGCUGGACCCCUGGGCGCGAUUACCGAGUGGAACUUGAGCGAAGCAAGGUUAGCGCAGACGCCGGAAUCUGGCUACAGGGAUGCAACGAACAAACGCAUGGGCUGAGCGACAGCCUGUUGUCGGUUCUGGCCGCGCGAGGUGGCGAGAUGGUGGAAUCGAUUUUCGGAGAACAGCUCGAAAACGCGGCGGUGCCGGACACCAGAUUCCGCGCUAUGCUGUGAAAAAAAAAUCGAACCUAAAAGUAAUGACGAAACCUGGCGGACCCGCCUGGUUGAAGUAUGGAGUACUUAACGUCGGAGUAAAAAGGACUUUCAUAGUAUAAUUUUGAUUGGUUAUAGCAUCAUUCCUUAUUGCAAAUGUCUCUCGAAGACGCCAGACUACCGCCGAUUCCAGAAAUGGGCUUUGUGAGAGUUUCGGCCUGUGCACAGUUGCGGAAUAUUUUCUCGCUUGCUCAAAGGCUGCUUCUGGUUGGAUUUUUGCAGCUCAUUUCAUCCUCGUGCAGGAAACAUGAUUAGUUCGACCCACACUAGGCCAGAGCUGGCUCAAUUGGCCACGACUGCACGCACAGAAAACCAAAGACGAAUAUUCUCGGAGGACUUCAGAAAGUGUUGACUGCUUUGCAGAUCAGCGACGAAGCGAGGAUUUGGACGUCCUGGGCGAGCCAAUGAUGGUCGCACAGGAAGAACAAGAACGGGUCGUGAACGACAGAGGUCCCAAAUAGCGUUGGGACUGCCCAGGCCAGGACCCAUGUUGUGCCGCUGAUUGGAACGAGAUGCCGAUAAUCUGAUCAUCAGAUAAAAUUUUCACUCGUUAUCUGAUGGCGCCACGGAAAUCCUCCCACACCUCGCUCUGCAGGCGACUUGUGAGUGCAGACGUAGUCUGCAUGAAAUGUUCCAACUAGCGAAUUACCUCGCAGCCUGAUAUCACCUUCCCUCUGAGGCCAUCAGCAAAUUGAAGCGACGGAACACGAUGGAAAACGGCGGACAGGCGAGCUCGGCAAGGCCAAAUAUUAUCAUAUCAGAUUGAUCAGCUGCUACGUAACCAAUGGCUCCGCGCUGACCGCCACGAAUGCUCAUUGCUUCUCGUUGACCGGUCUCCACAGGACUAGGGAAGACGACCCCAUACAAGCCUAUGCCCAGCCCUGUUCUAAAUCAGCUGAAGAAGCAAAUCUCGACCGACAAUGUUACCUUGCUGACUCUUCACGAUUUCUUGGUGCCUGUGGAAAACUCUUGGAAGCUUACUUUGUUUGGGAGAAUGCUUGACGGUCAUGUUAGGUCUUGUUUGAUGCCUCGGCUGGGCAGCGGAGGUUUCAAUUCAGGGGCCCUCCUUUUUUUUAUCCUCGAAAGACUCAAAAUCAACUCCCCAGGUCAUGUAGGGACCGUCAGUCUACUCCGGAGUACCAUGUGCAGAUCAAAAAGAAGGGGCGGGCUCCCGAAAGUACAUGGUGACUGGUCUAAGGUAGGUACCUCGUACAGAUCGUACAGAUCCAGUGUGGAGGAAACCCAAAACCAGAGUCGGGUCGGAGAACGUCGGAUAGAAGUGGUCUCCUUACACGUGCCGAGGAAGAGCUGGGUCGAAAACAGAAUGUCAUUGGAGUGCAAUGACGAUGUACUCCAUCCGCAACGCAUGGCCUCCUCUGGUCCCCACGUCCUCUACAGACGACCUUGGGAGCAGAAAGAAGACAGAGUCUGGGCUUCAAGAUUUUCUGCAAGAAUCGCACGAUGCUGCGUUGUACCCUAAUCAAUCGCAUCAACCAUCUCCACUAUAUUUUAACUCUAUAUCGUUGAAGACGCCGUACGGAAG
This is a messenger RNA of Aspergillus calidoustus, 3657 nucleotides long. The record is from the annotation of a GenBank genome assembly. NCBI's taxonomy places the organism in Eukaryota, Fungi, Ascomycota, Eurotiomycetes, Eurotiales, Aspergillaceae.